AUGUCAGCCCAGCAAUUCCUACAGUUGCAGGAGGACAUUGCCCAAGAUCGAUCUGGCAACAUGGAGGCCAUCCCGCAAACGCCAGAGGACUUGCUGACAGAGACCUGCAUCACCAACCGGGGGAUCUUUGCAAAGCAAAAAAGUUGGUUUCAGACUGUGAUUGCACUACAUGUGCUAGACCGGGACUGGUCCAUCAACGAGCGGGUCUACAACUACAUCGUCUCAAAGGGCCAGCAAAUGGGUGCCACGAACGACAUGGAUGUAGACCAGGCUUGCGUGAUUGAACUCUUGCUACCGAUCAGGAAGCAUGUUGGCCAAGUGGCCUAUAGUUUGCCGCUUAAAGGGUUGCCCUGGGAAGUGAACCCAAACAAACAAACAAACAAACAAACGAUUGCUGCCUUUUAA
Molecule: messenger RNA, 405 nt
Organism: Effrenium voratum
Lineage: Eukaryota; Dinophyceae; Suessiales; Symbiodiniaceae
Source: the annotation of a GenBank genome assembly